Strongylus vulgaris is the source of this 483-nucleotide messenger RNA. The record is from the annotation of a GenBank genome assembly. Lineage: Eukaryota; Metazoa; Nematoda; Chromadorea; Rhabditida; Strongylidae.
AUGCUUCUAGAAGGCAGCAUUCAUGGUCCGGCAGCAAUGUUUCGCUGGGCUCAAAUCGAUCACGUUCAUCAGCGAAUCAUGAUCAUCGAUCGUCCGGAUGCAGCAGACAUGGGGAUGAGUCUGAAAGUUGUUACGCAAGUCCGAACUAGUAGCCCGUUUUCAAUAGGGUCAAAACUUGAUGAAUAUGAUGAUAACAAUGACGUAACAUAUGUGGCAGCUGGCACAGCUCCAGUACCCACAUUUCAUGUAAAUUCCUGCGGCGCUGCUUCAAGUCACUCGACUGCCGCGCCGAUCACCACGUUUGCAGCGCCUGUGAUGUCGGCUGGUGCUGCCAGUCAUCCUGUAUCCACCUAUCCACCAGUACUGAAUCUUCCCAUCGAUCAAUGUGAUCUACGACAUUUCGAUCAAGGAGUGCCGUUGUUGGGCAGCAAUACGGACGAGUUAUCGUCGUCUGCACAGCUGAUGUUUAGUCGAAAAGGCCCA